Molecule: messenger RNA, 2016 nt
Organism: Danio rerio (zebrafish)
Lineage: Eukaryota; Metazoa; Chordata; Actinopteri; Cypriniformes; Danionidae
Gene: slc5a3a
Product: solute carrier family 5 member 3a
Biological process (GO): transmembrane transport; myo-inositol transport
Cellular component (GO): basolateral plasma membrane; apical plasma membrane; membrane
Molecular function (GO): transmembrane transporter activity
Source: RefSeq, marked provisional
AUGGCAUCAACAAUGGAAGCAGCGGAUAUCAUUGUCGUUGCCAUGUACUUCGUUCUUGUCCUGUGCUUCGGCUUUUUUUCGAUGUGGAGGGCGAAUCGAGGUACCGUGAGUGGAUAUUUCCUAGCCGGUCGCUCCAUGAACUGGUUUGUGAUCGGUGCAUCACUGUUUGUGAGUAACAUCGGCAGUGAGCAUUUCAUCGGUCUCGCUGGGUCUGGCGCAGCUAGCGGCUUAGCCGUCGGAGCUUGGGAAUUUAAUGCAAUUCUCCUGCUACAGCUCCUGGGCUGGGUCUUCAUACCCGUCUACAUCCACUCUGGAGUCUACACAAUGCCAGAAUAUCUCUCGAAAAGAUUUGGCGGCAAUCGGUUGAAGAUCUACUUCGCAUCGCUCACUCUCCUCCUCUACAUUUUCACCAAGCUCUCAGUGGAUCUUUAUUCGGGAGCGCUUUUCAUCCAGGAGUCUCUAGGCUGGAAUCUUUACCUGUCUAUAAUCCUGCUGAUCACCUUGACUGCUCUUCUCACGGUCACUGGCGGUCUGGUGGCGGUCAUCUACACGGAUACUCUUCAGGCGUUCCUGAUGAUAUCAGGAGCACUGUGUCUGAUGGCUAUCAGCUUAGUUAAAGUCGGGGGUCUUGAGGGAUUGCGCACCAAAUACAUGAACGCUCUUCCCAACAUCACAUUUAUAACACUGGAGAAUAAUUUAACCUACUCAAAUUCCUGCCAUGUGAAUCCCAAAGCAGAUUCAUUUAAGCUUUUGAGGAGUCCAUUGGAUAAGGACUUGCCUUGGCCUGCUUUUCUUCUUGGUCAAACUCCGGCUUCCAUCUGGUAUUGGUGCGCCGAUCAGGUCAUAGUCCAAAGAGUCUUAGCAGCACGAAAUAUUGCCCACGCCAAAGGGUCAACCUUGCUAGCAGGAGUCCUAAAAGUCCUCCCGAUGUUCAUCAUCGUGAUUCCAGGAAUGAUUUCACGCGUGCUUUUUGCUGAUGAGCUUGCAUGCAUUGGUCCAGAGCAUUGCAUGCAAGUGUGCAACAGUAGAGCCGGUUGCACCAACACGGCGUAUCCUCGACUGGUCAUGAACAUCAUGCCUGUGGGUCUUCGAGGAUUGAUGAUGGCAGUGAUGUUGGCGGCUCUAAUGAGCGAUCUAGACUCAAUCUUUAACAGCGCCAGUACUAUCUUCACCCUUGAUAUUUAUAAGAUGAUCCGUCACCAGGCUUCCUCUAAGGAGCUCAUGGUUGUGGGUCGCCUCUUUGUGGUGCUUAUAGUAGCUAUAAGCAUUGCUUGGGUGCCGUUUGUCAUUGAGAUGCAAGGAGGUCAGAUGUUCCUGUACAUUCAGGAGGUGUCUGAUUACCUCACGCCUCCCAUCGCUGCACUAUUCCUGCUGGGAGUGCUCUGGAAGCGCUGCAAUGAGACCGGUGCAUUCUGGGGCGGCUUUGUAGGAUUGAUUUUAGGAAUUGUAAGACUGAUUCUGGCAUUCGUCUAUAGAGAGCCGGAUUGCGACUCAGUUGAUGACCGUCCGGCUUUCAUUAAGGAUGUUCAUUUCAUGUAUGUUGCUGCUGUUUUGUUUUGGGUUUCAGGAUUUGUGAUGGUGGUUGUCAGUCUUUGCACCAAUCCACCAAGUAAAGAACAGAUUUCCAAGACUACUUUGUGGGGACUGCGCAACAGGAAUCAACCUGCAGACACGAAAGCGAAAGGAGGGAAUGGCAAACUCGAGCAGACAUUGGAUGGAGUGGAAUUUCAACCAUUGCCUCCUGAAAUGCUUCCAAAUGGCCACUUGGAGGCUCCUCAUACCCACAGACAGGCCACUGAGCAUGCAGCCAGAAAUAAGGGACGCUGUGUGAAAUGUUUGGGGUGGUUUUGUGGUUAUAAUGAACAUUCAGAGGAAUCUGAUUCACCGUUUGAGGAUGAUGGCAGGAGUGUUCAUGAAAUGCUUAAAGAAUCUGCACAAAACAAAACUGCUCUUAACAUUGGGCUCCUGUUGGUGUGCGCACUAGGAAUCUUCUUAUAUGUUUAUUUUUCUUUGUAA